Molecule: messenger RNA, 1316 nt
Organism: Sycon ciliatum
Lineage: Eukaryota; Metazoa; Porifera; Calcarea; Leucosolenida; Sycettidae
Product: ADP-ribosylation factor-like protein 2
Exons: 5
Coding region: 182-736 (184 amino acids)
Biological process (GO): protein folding
Cellular component (GO): microtubule cytoskeleton; cytoplasm
Molecular function (GO): GTP binding; GTPase activity
Source: RefSeq, a predicted model, not a curated record
GAGUUUGAUUUUUGUUCCUCUUCGUGAAUUAUGUUCCUAGUUUUCUCUCCGAGAAAGUGUUCAUGAAUGUAGUCUUGCUUCCUAAUUCCCCGUUUGUCUACUUCAAACGCGAGUAUUGUCUUGGUUGUAACCAAGGGAGAAGUAUUGUGGAGGAGAGUGUGGCUGGUGGUUAGACAGCACCAUGGGUCUGCUAACUAUUCUGAAGAAAAUGCGUCAGAAGGAGAAAGAAGUUCGUAUUCUCAUGCUCGGCCUUGACAACGCAGGAAAGACGACAAUUGUAAAGAAGUUCAACGGCGAAGAUAUUGAUAAGAUCUCUCCAACGCUAGGCUUCAACAUCAAAACCUUGGAGCAUAGAGGGUUCAAGUUGAAUGUUUGGGAUGUUGGCGGACAGAAGUCACUGCGAUCCUACUGGAGGAACUACUUUGAGAGCACGGAUGGUUUAGUGUGGGUUGUGGACAGUGCUGAUAGAAGACGGCUGGACGACUGUCGCACAGAGCUGCACGCGCUCCUGCAAGAGGAGCGCCUUGCGGGUGCAUCUCUGCUGGUGUUUGCCAACAAGCAAGAUCUUCCCGGUGCACUUUCAGCACGUGAGCUCAAAGAGAUUCUACAGCUCGAUGAAAUCAAGACACAUCACUGGAUUAUACAGUCAUGCAGUGCAGUUAAAGGUGACAAGCUACUUGAGGGCGUCGACUGGGUUGUAACAGACAUCGCGUCUCGUAUCUUCACCAUGGACUGAGCUCAGCCCAGUUCUAUGCACCAACAACCUUCACUGCAUGUAAGUAGUAUAAACCGUCCAGAGUACGGAUGUCUACAAGUGUUUACAUGUGUUUUGUGUGUACAUGUAUAUACUAUAUAGUCAGUGAUAAGUGCUAGUGCUGGCAUCAGUAGAGUUACUCUGGCUCAGUCACUUUGUUAUCAGAACUAUACAUACUCCCCCCCCCCCUUCAUUUGUGCUUGUCUCUGCAUUGUAGCAUAGAUUGUCUGCUUGUUCUGUUCUUUAUAAAAAAAACACUUAUAGAUAACAAUGCAAUGUUUAAUACGUACAUGUAUGAAGUAUGUACAAAAAUCUCACAGCAUGUUGCUUGAUCCAGCCUUCAAGGCCAGAAAACGUUAUCAUAUAAUAUCCGUACGAAAGACUUCACCUGGGUUUGAAAUUAUCUGUUCUACAUGUACUUGAUGACAAUCUGUGACUAAAAUUAUAUUUCGGCAAUUUGCUAUGUCUUGCACAAUGUUUUUACUUCAAAACUGUAUAUUAUUCUCUAGUCUUGUAGAAAUGCACAUGCUCAACUGAAUCAUAGUGUGUAGUUGUCAUCUCA